Brassica rapa (field mustard) is the source of this 1554-nucleotide messenger RNA. Its product is annotated as probable lipid-A-disaccharide synthase, mitochondrial. The record is from RefSeq and is a predicted model, not a curated record. NCBI's taxonomy places the organism in Eukaryota, Viridiplantae, Streptophyta, Magnoliopsida, Brassicales, Brassicaceae. Gene Ontology annotation, biological process: lipid A biosynthetic process. Gene Ontology annotation, molecular function: phospholipid binding; lipid-A-disaccharide synthase activity.
UUGAGCACUCGGUUCUUAAAGCUGAUUUAGCAGUAAUAAAAAGAGGUUGAAGUCUAGUUGGUGGUAGUUUUUGGAAAGGAUGAUGUUGCGAGUUUCAAAGAUCAAACUCGGUUUCCCUCUCUUGACCCAAAGAUUGGCGUCAUUCGAAGCUAGGAAGAAAUCGGUGAUCGAAAAGGCGGCAGUCGAUGGGGAGCUAAGAGUUUUCAUCGUAGCUGGCGAAGUCUCCGGCGAUAACAUCGGCUCUCGUCUUAUGUGCUCCCUCAAAAAGCUCUCUCCUUUACCCCUCCGUUUCCAUGGAGUUGGAGGAUCAAUGAUGUGCAAGCAAGGAUUGACUUCCUUGUUUCCCAUGGAGGAUUUGGCUGUAAUGGGUUUGUGGGAGCUUUUGCCCCAUCUUUAUAAGUUCCGUGUGAAGUUGAAGGAGACGAUUGAUGCUGCAGCUAUGUUUAAGCCACACGUUGUUGUGACUGUUGAUUCAAAGGGCUUCUCUUUCCGUCUCCUUAAACAGUUAAGAGCUAGAUAUAAUCAGCAACACUUGGAGAAUUCUGCCGUGCAUUUUCAUUAUGUGGCACCGUCGUUCUGGGCCUGGAAAGGCGGAGAAUCAAGGCUUGGAGGUCUGUCUGAGUUCGUUGAUCAUCUUUUCUGCAUUCUUCCCAACGAGGAAAGUGUUUGUAGGGAGCAUGGGGUGGAAGCAACCUUUGUUGGACAUCCCCUUCUUGAGGAUAUCAACCUUGUGAGAACCUGCAAACCUCAGGAAUCGAAGCUUGAGGGCUUGAGCAAAUACUCGCUGCCAUCUGAAGACUCCACGGUUAUUUCGGUUCUACCUGGGAGUAGAUUACAAGAAGUUGAAAGAAUGCUACCAAUAUUUUCCAAAGCAAUGAAGCUACUCAAAGACCCGUUUCCUAACCUAGUAACCCUCAUCCACGUUGCAUCCAACAGUCAAGUUGAUCAUUACAUUGGUAAAUCUCUCCCUCAGUGGCCUGUUCCAGCAAUACUAGUCCCUAGUGGAUCCACUCAACUUAAAUAUGAUGCCUUUGGUGUGAGUCAAGCUGCGUUAUGCACUUCAGGAACUGUUGCUGUUGAGUUGCAGCUUGCUUGUCUACCUUCCCUUGUAGCUUACCGAGCACAUUUUUUAACAGAGCUGUUCAUUCGUUACAAAGCCAAGAUUCCUUACAUUUCUCUCCCAAACAUUUUGCUUGACUCCCCAAUCAUUCCUGAAGCUCUGUUUCGAGCUUGCAACCCUUCUAAUCUCGCCUUGAUUCUCGAGAGACUGCUAUUGGAUGAAGAGAUGAGAGGAAAACAAGUUGUUGCUGCUGAAAAGUUGGCACGGCUCUUGCAUCCAUCAGAAAGCGGAAUGAGCAGCAAAUUGGUUCACUACAGUGAUUUAGAUUCUCAUCGAUAUACACCAAGCAAUUUAGCAGCUUCGACUAUUCUCAGUUAUGCCAAGCGAUAGAUGAAUGUUUCUUGCUUGCAAGUAUGCCAUCCUUCAAACGAAAGGACCUCACUGUUGUUACUGCUAACUUGUCUUAUUAUAUAACGGAUUUUGUUUCACUCCAA